AUGACACAUGAAAAGCGCGGGAAACCUUCGAAUUCUGCGGGCGCGGGUAAGUUUUCUAAUACUUUUAUGAACGAGCCGCCAGACCCAGGGGGCAUGGUGCCCCCUGCGGGAGCAUUUGUUACAAUUUCCAACGAAUCUGGCAUGGAUUCCGACCAGCUAGUAGAAGAAACAUUUCCUCAAGAUACAAAUACUUGUGAUACUGACUACUUUAAAUCUGUUUUAUUACAAGCUGCCGAUAUUGUUAAGAGAAAGCCACGUAAUAAUAAGUUGUCAUCGCCACCAUGGUGGGAUGAAGAAUGCACCAGUGCUAUAUCUAGGCGGAAUCUUGCUGAGAAGAACUAUCGCAUUAACAUGUCAUUGGAGAAUUAUGACGCGCUGUUGGAGAUAAUGAACGAGGCACGGAAGUUGUUUAAGAAAAAGAAGUUCGAGGGUUGGAGGAAUUUUUGCAGUUCCUUGUCACCCGAAACACAUUCUCAAAGAGAUCCGUUACUGAAUGCUGUUUUCACGCUAAGGAGCCUGUUUUAA
Molecule: messenger RNA, 525 nt
Organism: Arctia plantaginis
Lineage: Eukaryota; Metazoa; Arthropoda; Insecta; Lepidoptera; Erebidae
Source: the annotation of a GenBank genome assembly